This is a messenger RNA of Aspergillus homomorphus CBS 101889, 1800 nucleotides long. Its product is annotated as Zn(II)2Cys6 transcription factor. Gene Ontology annotation, molecular function: transcription cis-regulatory region binding; DNA-binding transcription factor activity, RNA polymerase II-specific; zinc ion binding. Lineage: Eukaryota; Fungi; Ascomycota; Eurotiomycetes; Eurotiales; Aspergillaceae. The transcript is spliced from 3 exons. Gene Ontology annotation, biological process: positive regulation of transcription by RNA polymerase II. The record is from RefSeq and is a predicted model, not a curated record. The coding region runs from base 1 to 1800 and encodes 599 amino acids. Gene Ontology annotation, cellular component: nucleus.
AUGUUCCUCUCAUGGUCUUUAGCCGCCAGUCCUCCGCCCGAACCACCUCAGCCUCCCAAGCCCAGAGUGCGAUCUCGCACGGGCUGCAACACCUGUCGACGAAGACGGGUAAAGUGCGAUGAAGCUCAUCCAACCUGUUUGCGAUGCAGACGGUCCAAGUAUCCAUGCAGCUAUGAGGUCCGCCUGCAGUGGGAGGAUGAGAUGCGUACAGCGGGGAAGUGUCAUGGACGAACAGGCGUUCAAUCGAAGGUAGACUCACUUGGACGCAAACGGUCGGCGGAUUCCGAUCUCAACCAGUGGACACGGGCCAGACGCAAAGGCCAGGACGAUACCUGUCAUGCCGAUAACAAUGAAAAAGUUGUGUCGAUCAGCUCUCCACUCACCUCACGAAGCUCGCAACAAACUAUCGUAGCCAGUGAACAGGCUCUAGAAUCAACCUACCAGCGUCGCUACCAUCAAUGGAAUCGGGUCAAAUCGCUGUUUCUGAGUAGGGCGCUGCCCACUCUACCUUGGAGUAUCGGAAUGCCGGACGUUGACCAUUUGUGUCUGUCCUUCUACGAAUCUGUCAUGUGCCCCGUCGCUGUCACUGUCGAUGAUGAGGACACUAAUCCUCUCCGCAGUACGGUUAUGCGUAUGGCUUUCAGGUCGGAGUUGACAUACUAUGCCGUUCUAAUGGCUAGUUCGCAGUACAUGCGCUCAUUCGACUCGCGAUACACAAUCUUGGAGAUGCAAGUGCGGCAGCGAGUGCUUGGAGGUUUACGGCAGGCAUUGGCACGGGAAUCUUGGGACACUGAAGAUAUCUCUGCCAGUUGUGACUCGUCUUGGGUCCGUCAUUUCACUUGCUUCCAGCUCCUUGUCAAGAGGGCCGCUCAGGGAAACUUGUGCAAGUCGAUCUUGCACCGAUUCUUUGUCAGUUACUUUUCAGCCCAUCUGAUCUUCGCCAAGUCAAUGUUUUCUGUUGAGGAUAUCCUGCCUGUUGUUGAGCCACCGGUCUACCUUGACACCAAGUCCCCAUUGAUUUGCACUGGAAGCUCGCACAAGAGCUCUUGGACCUCAACAACUGCCUUGCUGGGCGUGAUGGAGUCAACCACUCUUCACAACAUUGACAUCUGGAACGGUCUCAGCAAUCACCUUCUUCUCCUGAUUAAUGACAUACUGAGUAUCAAAGAUGACGUGCUUGCUUUGAAACAGUCUCAGAAUUUCAACACACCAACCAUGAUCAACGCGGCCCGGACUUCUAUCGAAACGAAGAUAGUAGGCUUGAAAGCGGGCCUUGGCAGUGUCACGCAGCUACUUCCGAAACCACUAGGAGGUCACCACAACGCUAGCGAAAUUGCACAUUCAUACCGCUUAUUAGAGAACACAGGCGAGGCAUACCGUCUUGCAGCUUGUCUGCUUCUUUCUGAAGCCUCGAAACCCUCAUUUCUAGGCUUCACGUCGAUCACUAUCAAAGAACUGGACUCUGCACAAGAGGAGGAUUAUAUCAGCAAAAUCUUCACUUUGGUGGAUAAGAUCGUAUCAACAUUGGACUUUUUACCCAUCUCCUGGCCUCUAUGGCCCCUUUUCAUCGCCUCAUGUUGUAGUGACCAGGACUCGCAGGCACAAGCCAAGGCCUUAGCGUUGUUUCGCAAUGCGCGAGAGAAAGCGCCUUACGAAAAUACAGUACGAGCACAGACAUUGGUGGAGCUGCUGUGGCAACGCCGUACGCUGAAUCUAAACGGGGCAUCACGAAUGCGUAUCGGCCGCUUUGAGUGGGAGGUGGUGAUGGAAUUUUUAGGUUGGCAGACAAGUUUUGCUUGA